Messenger RNA from Cladophialophora yegresii CBS 114405, 1011 nucleotides. RefSeq lists its product as uncharacterized. The transcript has 2 exons. The coding region runs from base 1 to 1011 and encodes 336 amino acids. The record is from RefSeq and is a predicted model, not a curated record. Lineage: Eukaryota; Fungi; Ascomycota; Eurotiomycetes; Chaetothyriales; Herpotrichiellaceae.
AUGGCACAAGCAACCCCCACACUCGGGCGAAAAUCAUCAGCACCAUGGGACAGGUUGCGUCCAGUCAAGCAAGACCCGUUGGAGAGUAUGGGUUUCGUUUCCAAGGGUGAUAACAGGUUGCUCGAUCCCAAGACGCAAGAGAGCUUUUACAACAAAAUUGUCGCUCGCUAUAUGCAGUUCUGCACCCAGCACGCUAAAGACCUCGACAGCGCCUUCGCAUCGUUAUCGCUAGAGGAGGCUUGUUCGUCGACCACGGCCCCUGUCAGAAACCAGGCUAUCAGGGUGACGGACCUUCCACCCGUUCGAGCGCCGAGUCCUCAUCAACAUGACUUCCCAGUGCAUGUGUACGGGCAGGCGAGCGGGGGUCCAUCGGCGUCGCCCUCAGCCGAGCUGUCUACCAUUCUCCUAGCACUGCGGAAACUACGGGAAGGCCUUCUUGCCAGCUCCGCAUCGGCGCAAAACCCCGUCUUCUCCCAGCGAGUCCACGUGUUCAAUAUCAGAGCGGCCAUCCUAGCACUUCAUCCGGAGGGCUAUCACCCAUCCCUUCUACAUCUGCUGACUACACUGCACACCGCCGAGCAUCCUUUGCCGAGAUCUGAGCUGAUUGAGAUGAUCACCUACCAAAUUCUUGACACUGCGAUUCGACAGAAUGAUCUUACCUCAGCAUACGCGUUGAGAUACAAAUGUCAAGUACGGGUCGGGUUCAAAAGCAGAGUAGUCGACAGCAUCCUGAAUUCGGUUGUCACUGGUAAUUGGGUCACUUUCUGGCGCGUGCGACAUAAGGUGGACGGCUAUGUCCGAGCCAUCCUUCACUGGCAUCUCGAAUCGCAGCGUACAAUGGCCCUCAAAGCCAUCGGGCAAGCAUACUAUUCCUGCGAUGUUAGAUGGAUCCUUCAGAGUGCCACCAGCGGCGAAAUGGAUUGGGAUGAACUUGUCCGAGCAGAAGACGUAGGCUGGAUGCGCAACGGAGACCGGGUCAUGAUCAGGAAACCCAAGGCCAAGACCGGCUAA